This is a messenger RNA of Clonostachys rhizophaga, 888 nucleotides long. The record is from the annotation of a GenBank genome assembly. Lineage: Eukaryota; Fungi; Ascomycota; Sordariomycetes; Hypocreales; Bionectriaceae.
AUGAAGGUCCUUGCCGCUUCCGCUCUUCUCUCCCUGCUCUCUUCCGUCUCGGGAUCCCCCGUCGACAUCCGAGCUGAGAAGACCACAUCGGUGCUCUCUGCCCCCCAGACUACUCAGACCAGCUCCUCCGUCUACGACUGGUCUGCCAAGUGGAAUUCCAAGUUCCAUAUCCACCAGUCAUGCAACAGCACUCUCCGUGCUCAACUCGAGACUGCCCUUGACGAGACUGUCCAGCUCGCCCAGCAUGCCCGUGACCACCUGCUUGCAUUCGGCAACUCCUCCGACCUUGUCGUGAAGUACUUUGGAAAUGGCUCGACGGCCGGCCCCAUUGGUUGGUAUGAUCGUGUUGUCGCUGCCAACAAGGAGGGCGUCAUCUUCCGUUGCGACGACCCCGACAAGAACUGCGCGACCCAGAACGGCUGGGCUGGCCACUGGCGUGGAUCCAAUGCCACCUCCGAGACCGUCAUCUGUGACCUCUCCUUCCAAAUCCGCCGACGCCUCAACUCUAUGUGCGGCCUUGGCUACACUGUCGCCGGUUCCAAGCUCAACACUUUCUGGGCCACUGACCUGCUCCACCGCGUCUUCCACGUCCCUGCCAUCAGUGAGGGCAUCGUCGACCACUAUAUCGAUGGUUACAACGAUGCGCUCCAGCAGGCCAAGGAGAAGCCCGAGCUGAGCCAGCACGACAGCAACGUCCUGCAGUACUUCGCCGUCGACGCCUGGGCCUACGACAUCGCCGCUCCCGGCGUCGGUUGCACUGGCAAGGCCGCUGAGAGUUCUUCCAGCCACAGCUCCCCUACCAGCACCCAGAGCUCUGCCCCCAGUGCUACCAGCGACUCCCCCAAGGAAUGCCACACCCACUCCGACGGUGUCGUCCACUGCAAUUAA